Messenger RNA from Nannizzia gypsea CBS 118893, 1089 nucleotides. Its product is annotated as aspartate-semialdehyde dehydrogenase. The record is from RefSeq and is a predicted model, not a curated record. The transcript has 4 exons. Gene Ontology annotation, molecular function: NADP binding; protein dimerization activity; NAD binding. Bases 1 to 1089 code for a protein of 362 amino acids. Gene Ontology annotation, biological process: L-threonine biosynthetic process. NCBI's taxonomy places the organism in Eukaryota, Fungi, Ascomycota, Eurotiomycetes, Onygenales, Arthrodermataceae.
AUGUCAACGCCUCCUAAGAAGCGCUGCGGUGUUCUGGGAGCAACCGGUGCGGUAGGCACUCGAUUCAUCCUCCUACUCUCACAGCAUCCUCUACUCGAAUUGGUGGCUGUAGGCGCCUCAGAUAGGUCAUCUGGUAAAAAAUACCGUGAUGCUGUUCGCUGGAAGCAAUCAUCUCCCAUGCCCGCUAUGGUGGCAGACCUGACUGUCCGCCGCUGUGACCCCGCCGAAUUUUCAGACUGCGACAUUAUCUUCUCUGGGCUGGACCCCGAUGCCGCGGGCGAGAUUGAGAUGGCCUUCCUCAAGGCCAACUUUGCUGUGUUCUCAAACGCAAAGAACUACCGACUGAACCCUAUGGUGCCGUUGGUGGUGCCCCUCGUCAAUGCGGGGCAUAUUGAUGUGAUCCCCGCGCAAAGGAAGCAUUUCGGUCUUGAUAAAGGAUUGCUGGUAUGCAACUCCAAUUGUGCGGUUGUAGGAUUGGUUGUACCGGCAAAGGCUCUCAUUCAGAAGUUCGGGCCUAUUGAGUCGGUGAGCAUGGUUACUAUGCAGGCUGUCUCAGGAGCCGGCUAUCCUGGUGUCAGCAGCAUGGAUAUCUUCGAUAAUAUUGUUCCGUAUAUCCCCGGUGAAGAAGGAAAAAUAGCCAGCGAAGCACGCAAGAUCCUAGGAGACCUUAACUCUGAUGCAGCUGGAUUCAGUGAUCAGAAGCCCCUUCAGAUUUCUGUUGCUUGUAACCGUGUUCCCGUUCUUGAUGGCCAUACCGUCUGCGCAUCUCUGCGCUUCGUUAACCGCCCUCCACCUACUGCAAGCCAGGUACGUGAGGCACUGCGGGAGUACAAACCAGAGGUUCAGACACUUGGAUGCCCCUCCGCUCCCAAAGAGAGCAUUCGUGUCAUGGAAGAAUUAGACCGGCCACAGCCUCGUCUUGAUAGGGAGACCGAACGCGGAUAUACCUGCACUGUAGGCCGAAUCAGAGAGGAUGACAGCGGGGUCUUCGAUAUCCAAUUUGUUGCCCUUAGCCAUAACACCGUCCUCGGGGCGUCUGGUAGCAGUAUCUUGAAUGCCGAGAGUGCUAUAUUGAAGGGUUUUGUCUAG